Molecule: messenger RNA, 3073 nt
Organism: Pomacea canaliculata
Lineage: Eukaryota; Metazoa; Mollusca; Gastropoda; Architaenioglossa; Ampullariidae
Product: acid-sensing ion channel 2-like
Exons: 16
Coding region: 124-1785 (553 amino acids)
Biological process (GO): sodium ion transmembrane transport
Cellular component (GO): membrane
Molecular function (GO): ligand-gated sodium channel activity
Source: RefSeq, a predicted model, not a curated record
GUUAGGACCCGACUGCUUGCUGGGAUACAUGCGGUGACUUAAUCCAACGUUAUCAUAUCAGCACCAAGACUUGUUUAAAAGUCGACGACCUGGGCUCAACAAGAACUUCACGAAUGCUCAUCAAUGGCCAGCAAAUUUAGUCCCGAAUCGCAGGAGCAUUUAAACUCCAUUUACGCGGUCUGGAUGAACAGACAUGAUCAAGCCAAGCGUGGCGAGGCUUCUACCAGUGGAGAAAAUGACAAAAAAUUUGAUGGGUGGCCUUCCGAGGCAGUAAUCGAAGAAAGUGAUGACAGAAUCAACAUGAAACACCUUUUGGCUUACAUGGCUGAAACAUCUGUCUUUCACGGAGUAGGAAAAAUCUACGGGGCUAAUAGCUGGUUGAGUAAGAUGCUCUGGAUAUUACUGUUUAUUACUGCUACCGUAAUGCUGUUAAUACAACUGAAGGGACUUUUUCAGGAAUUCUUCAGCCGACCUGUCACAACUGAGGUGAAGUUAGGGUUUAGUCCUCUUGCCCUUCCCGCCGUGACCAUCUGUAAUCAGAACGUCGUGCGUCGGUCGCUCUCCACCACCUUCUCCUGCAGAGCCAUGAAGGCCCUCGGUCUCCCGUACCUCGUAGCGAAAGAGGAGUGUGAAGAAGAAGAAAAAGAAGAUGAAGAGGAAAGAGAUGACGACCUCGAGUAUACGUGGCUGUGCUACGAUGAUGACUGCAGAGUUCAGCUGGAAGACAGUGUGGCCAAGAACCUACAGCGCCGACAACUGAUACUCAAUGCCUUGAAAAAGGAAAAAAGGGAAACACGCAUCGCUGCCGGUCAUCAGAUUAAAGAUAUGCUCAUCAGUUGCUACAUGCUGGGACACAAGUGUACUUACUUAAAUUUCACACAUACUCUGUCAUCCGGCUUUGGAAAUUGCUACACUAUAUCAUCUCCGUGGUUAAAGGCUAACAGAAGUGGACCAGUGCAUAGCCUGGAAAUGAUUCUAAAUCUGGAGACGGAAGAAUUUUUGGAGACGCACAAGACCGCCUACGGCCUGCGCGUGGUGCUGCACGAGCGCCACACCCGCCCCUUCCCCACCAGCGAGGGCUUCACGGCGGCAGCUGGCGAGGAGACCAACAUUGGACUACGGCUGACGCAGGUACGCAGACUGGGGGGAGUGUACGGGGACUGUAAAGAAGAUAAAAACUUGGAGCUCUUGACUGGUUACAAGUACACCAUCAGACACUGCAGAGAGGAGUGCCUACAAACUCUGAUACACGACAGAUGCCGGUGUCUGAAAAUUAUGGAGGAUUAUGACUCGCAUCCCUUGGAAAAUUCGACCAGAGAUGACCACAGGCAAUGCAAAAAAGCAGAUCGGAAAUGUGUGUGGGCGGCCGAGGAGAAAUACCACGACGAGGGCGACAAUGCUUGCACGUGCAGCACCCCAUGCAUGGAACAGGUAUAUGAUACAACCAUCACAAGUCGGAGGUGGCCACUUUUUGAAUACCUGGAGACUCUGGAAAAAGAUGUGUGCAGAAGGAACAACAAAAGUGUCAAGUGUAACACUUCUAACGAUUACUUCUCUGAAGCCUUCGAAGAUCGUAGGUUGUCUUUUGCGAAGCUGGUGAUCUACUUUGAAAGACUUAAUUAUGAGUCUGUGAUACAGAAACCUUCCUACGACGUCGAGCGUUUCUUGUCGGACAUAGGAGGAACUCUGGGCCUUUGGAUCGGAGCAUCAGUCCUGGGUCUUGGCGAGUUCGUGGAGCUGGUCAUGCUGCUGGUGUUGCGCUGCAGGAGGAGAAAAACCCUUUAAACCUCCCCACGGAUACAGCUCUUUACAGCCAUUUGGGGCGAUUUUUAUCGGUUUCUUCACAUCUUUUCUAUGGCUCUAUAGCCUUGGCACAAAAGGCUAGCUUCUGGAAUCACCAUAAACAUUUCUGCCUUCAGCACAUUUACUGUACUUCAGAUUGUUAAGGCACCGACUCAUCAUAGAAUGUAUACUACAAAGACUUGCUUUUUAACCUUCAUGGGACAAUUGAAAAAAAUGUCAUCACUAAAAUUGUUUUUGAUGUGGCCAUAAUUUUCAUCAAAUUGUGGUCUACUUUUAAAUCAAUGUGAUUUAGGGGAGCAUAAUUGAAAGAGGUAGAGAUGUUUAAAGUUUGAAUUAUCAUCAUUUCAUUAUUCAUUAAAGUUACCUGUAAAAGUAUUGGCGGUUUGUGUGCCAAAAAAGCAACAAACUCCCCAAAAAAAAACAACAACAAACAAACAACAAAACAAAACGAGGCGAGGUCCAUCUUUUUUUUUCUCCAAAGACAGCUCAGUUUGUGUGCUACUGGUUGUGGUCAUCAUUAUUUUACCUAACUCGUCCAGGCUAUGUAGUUGAAGUUAACAUGCACUUUGCUGAGCUCAAAGAGCAAUUGAGUAAUAAGAUUCUCCCCUUGAUUGCUCAGGUCUGAUGACAUCAAACGAUUCUUUGUCAUUGCAAAGAAAAGCGAGGGUCUAAAGCUAAUACAGAAUCUGAAUGAAAAUGUCAGACAUUUCACUCACAGCGACAUUUUUAGAAGAUUAACUUAAACACCACUGGGGUCAAACAGAACACUUUUGUAUUCAUCUAUACACUUCGUUUUCUAAACUUGUGUUCCUUUGUUAUUUGGUUGACUGUCGGCUUGUAAUUUUUUCACAACCCACUGGCCUCGCCUCCAACUGGGAAAUGUGCUCUACAAUUAUUUUCAGUAGUAUUACUCUUGUAAAUAAAAGCCAUAUGCAUUGUUUCUGAAACAAUAAAUGUCAGAUGUGUUUCAUGCAUGUGUUUCACGUGUGACUUGUAUAUCCAUAAAGAAUCUGCAUAUGUUUCUGCAAAAGGUCAGCAAACAAAUCAAUGCCGCUGUUGCUAUAAGAAACUGGUUAUCGAUUCCCACCCAGUUCAGCAUGUACUGUAUGUUCUCGAUCGCUAGCUGUUUCGUGGUUUGGAUCAGCAGGCACCAUCCUGCUCUUUGCAAAUCAUUAGUCUGCAGAAAAAACUUCUUACUCACUCUAUUGUGGCCAACAGGCCUUCAUUUAUCAUGCUUUAAACUCAUUUAAUAAAGAUUUCUUGUGCUUUA